CUUGUCAAACCUCGCUGUGGUCACUGCAAACCGCCGCGCCUGGCUGACAGGAGUAGUAACGGCAGAAUACAGCAGGAUGGAGGAAGCCUGUCACUUAGAGCCGCUGCAGCGCAGAGGGAUGUGAGAAACGUGUGGAAGACGGCAGCUUCAACAUUAGGACACAUUUUCAGUCAGACAUUCAGCUCACGAUUAAUAUUUCCAAUACGCUGUUAUCGAGAAAUCGGGCGGUAGUUAUACGAGCUAACGGCUAGCUUACCUUACUUAACCUGCUAUUUGGCUAACUUAGAAAUAACUCCUGAAGAAGCUGCUAACGACUGAAAAUAACGCACCUGGUGAAGGAUAUUAAAGCGUGACAGCUCUUGGCGCCUGUGCCAGGUUUAUAAGCUCCUAGCCUCCCAUACUCCCCGCCAGCACCACCGUUGCCACCAGCAGUCGAGUUCAUGAGCAUGCUUGGUGCAUAAUCCUCAGGGAUGGGGAGUGGAAUCCAGGAACAACGGGCAUCACUCAAACAGGGAGAAGUGCUGCCGCUGCCUUCCUCCAGUCAGUCAGAGGGGAUGAAGCACACUCGGUCUGUGCUCAACUCGCUCUUCUCGGGGGCUUUAGCCGGAGCUGUAGCCAAGACAGCUGUCGCCCCAUUGGAUAGAACUAAAAUCAUCUUCCAAGUGUCUUCAGCAAGAUUCUCUGCCAAGGAAGCUUACAGGUUGAUCUACCGCACCUACCUGAAGGAGGGCUUCUUAAGUUUAUGGAGGGGGAACUCUGCCACCAUGGUGCGAGUCAUCCCGUACGCUGCCAUCCAGUUUUGUGCACAUGAGCAGUACAAGAGGCUGCUGGGAGGCUACUAUGGCUUUCAGGGAAGAACGCUGCCUCCAGUCCCGAGGUUGCUGGCCGGGUCUUUAGCUGGUACCACUGCCGCCAUGCUGACAUAUCCUCUUGACAUGGUGCGAGCGAGGAUGGCUGUAACGCCAAAGGAAAUGUACAGUAACAUUCUACAUGUGUUUGUGCGGAUCUCUCGAGAAGAGGGCAUGAAAACACUGUAUCGAGGCUUUACUCCUACCAUACUGGGUGUCGUCCCCUAUGCUGGUCUCAGCUUCUUUACCUAUGAGACACUGAAGAAGUUACAUGCAGAGCACAGUGGCCGCCUGCAGCCCUACUCAUACGAACGUCUGGCUUUUGGAGCCUGUGCAGGUCUCAUUGGCCAGUCGGCGUCUUACCCUCUGGAUGUAGUACGACGACGCAUGCAGACUGCGGGUGUCACAGGUCACACGUACGGCACCAUCCUGGGCACCAUGAGGGAGAUUGUGUCUGAGGAAGGGGUUAUCCGCGGACUCUACAAAGGUCUCAGUAUGAAUUGGGUCAAAGGGCCUAUUGCGGUGGGGAUUAGCUUCACUACCUUUGACCUUACUCAGAUUCUCCUGAAGAAGCUUCAUCAAAUGGGCUAUGCCGCUCGAUAAUAAUGACACAGAGAGUGGAAAACGGGAGUAGAGGGUUGAGGAGAUCCCUGUAAGCCCACUGAGGUGAGACAAAGAGGAGGAAGUGAGAGGGAAAAAUGUGUAUUGCUGGUGCAAAAAGCACAGUGGCUCAGGAUGCGUGGGUAAUAAUGAUUUAUUCUCUCACUUUGUCUGUGUGUAACAGAGGCAAGUUGGAUAGUACGCCUUGUUGUCAUGUACAUCUAAGUGCAAUAUGAUCAAUAGGUUUGUGUGUAAACAUGAAUUGUAAUGGUCCUACCUUUGUGAACCAGGCCUCUCAGUAUAUUUGGAAUUCAGAGAGUUAAAAGGUUCACACACACACACACACACACUGCAGUCUCCCAGCUGCCAUAUUUACCAACUUAAAUCUGUCACUUUCCAAUGCAAUGCUGGUUUCCACUCAUUUGCCAUGAAUUUUUAAGAUGCAUUCAUUUAAUAAGACAAAGAUAUGCCAUUGUGAAGGUUUGUUUUAAGGAAAUUUAUUUUAAGAAAAUAUACCAAAGGUUAUUAAUUAGUGCAGAUUAUUUGCCAUUCAUGGUGUUAGUAGCAUGUUUAGGUGUGAGUUCACAGCAGCAUUGUAACCGCUAUAAGAUGGUUUGAUUUGAAAAUAUUAAAAGCUCAGAGUCCGUUUCUCAGUCGCAGUUUUAGUAGUUGUUUAGCUUUAUUUUAUGGCAGUGCCAACACACUGGAAGAAUUAUGAGUGCCCAUGAUGUUUGGUUUGUUUUCACUGUAAUCAUGUCAUGAGCUUUUGAAAGAUUGAUAUCUGAAGUAUAAAUACAAAUGUUACUCACGUUCAAAUAGCUAUUAGGGCCUUUCCACUACUGGAACGAUUCCCCCCAGGAACUAGGAACCUUUUGAUGAGCUUGAUUUGUUUCCACCAUAGUGACCACAGUCUAAAUUCUGGGGAAAUUAUUUUACCCUAAGAAAAGUUCUUUUUUUUUUUUUUUUUGCUGAUAAACUCUGAACUAAUUCGAUUAGUUUUGGUGGAUUUUCAGUGCAUUGUGGAAACGCAGACAAGUGACGUCGUUUCUUGGGAAAAAGUUCCUGGGACUAAAGAACGUCUCAUUUUUAGUGGAAGUGUGCUUAUUUGUCCGCAGUCCUAAGUAACGCACAUCAAUUUGACAGGUAAUCCUCCAAAUGUGAGCUAUUAUACACUGAUAUUCCGAAUUUAGAAGGAACACCUAAAUCAUAUAAACAACCCUCUUUGUGAAGUUUACAAUGUCCUAUUGUUGCUGACACAGUGUGAGGGGGGGGUGUUGCUUUAAAUGUCUAAUUUAUCUGUGGUGGUGUUUUUAAAAUAUAGUAUAUUGAGAAGCAUUUUUAAUAUCCAUCUUUGUAUGUGUCGCUGAUGUUGGACACACACGGAGCACACACACAGUAUACAAAUGUUGUCUUCCAUUUGCUGCCAGUAUGACAGCUGCGCGGUCCGUCUCUCUGCUGCCAUUCACGCCUGUUUUGUUUUUAAAAACAUGACAUGACACUAGUGUAGACUGUGACAGGUCGCUAGAAUGACUUUAAAUCUCCUGGUUAGGGAGGACUCAGUGUAGUGUUUUAACAUUAUUUGCUAACCUGACUGGAAAUAUGCAAACAAAUAGUGAAGAGAUUGUUACAGACAUAAUUUAGUUUUCAGUAUUACACUUUACCUCAGCACAUAAUCACAUGUUUGUCUAAUUGUCACAUAUCGAUUUUUUUUUUUUUUUUUAAUGUAGAGUUGUGGCAGCAAAUAGGACUUGAUGCCAUUUGGGCAAUGCAGAUUAACAUUUUGACAGUACUGAUGCUGGCGUUUAGUCCCUGAAGAGUGCCAAUGGUUUCUAUACUUAGACCAUGCAUACUGAGGCAGGAUGGCUAAGCCGAGUAGAGCCAAGUGGAGCAGAGAGCAUGAGGUGCCAUCUGUACCAGGAAAAAGGAGGAAGGCUUAUGACUGAAACUCAACAGUGAGUUUAGAAGAUUUGUAUUUUUAAGUAUCUGCUAGGGCUGCACAAAUGAUUGUUUUUAUUGAUUAUUCAAACAAAUGAGAGGAUUAAUUACCAAAAAACUGAUGACAGUGCCCACAGUAAUAUUCUAAUCUUAGACCAAUAGAUAACCUCACCAAAUAAUGAUUAAGAACUACUAAAAGUAGCUUUUGGAAUUUGGAAAGUGUUUCACUUCAUAAAAACACAAUCAUUUAAAACAAAAAAAUACUUGUUCAUUUAGAAGAGAUGGAACACCCCUGUUAUGAGCAUUCAUGUUACAUAGUUUAGCCACCAGAGGGUAUGCAACGCCACAAAUCCCACCUAACAGCUGAUCCAAGCAGAGUGGGGCAGAACAUAAACAAGUAAUCCAUGACUUCUUGUAACAAUAAAACAAGGUUAUUUUUUAACUGCAUUGGCAUUUUAUUGUAGUAACAGUGUGUUACACAUUACUUUUCUGAAAGAUAAUGCAGUACAUGUUCCAACCAGGUUCAACAGCAUCAGCAUAAAGUGGAGAUCGACACCAGAGUUUGUUGAAAAAUUGGUUUUGUUUUAAAUGAAUAACCGCGGAUAAAAUUGACAGCGCAGAGAGCACAAAGUGUAGUCUCAUGACCUGAAAUGCAUUGUCACAUAAUUAACCAAGGUUAACUUUGGGUGGGCACAGGUGUGUGUGUGUGUUUUUAAGUGCUGUUUAUAGUAAAGUUAGUGAACAAGUGUGUGAAGAUCUAGUUUGAACAGUACGCAUCUAUGGUGUGAAUUUGAAGAUCCUAGGUGAGGUUGUUCUGGAGUUGUAGCGUUCACAAGAUUUUCAGAAAACUUGACCUCUGACCUUUACCUUCUGGUGAAGGUUACCAAGAUUUGAACUAGUCCAAGAUUUUUAGUCAAUGCAUCUAUGGUGUGAAUUUGAAGAUCGUAGGUCACGUCGUUCUCGAGUUAUGGCUGAUGAUUUUGUAAACCCGCUGCCGCCAGCAAGGCUCUGACAAUGUUUUAUUUGAAACAGUCGAGCUAACUAGAACUGAGGAAAAGCAUUUAACAGUUAACUAAAAUAAACAUUAAAACUAGACUUUUGGAAAAAAAAAAACACUGAAACUAAUAAGAGCUAAACUAAAACUAAU
Messenger RNA from Archocentrus centrarchus (flier cichlid), 4530 nucleotides. RefSeq names its product solute carrier family 25 member 42 (gene slc25a42). Gene Ontology annotation, biological process: transmembrane transport. Bases 471 to 1451 code for a protein of 326 amino acids. Gene Ontology annotation, cellular component: mitochondrial inner membrane. NCBI's taxonomy places the organism in Eukaryota, Metazoa, Chordata, Actinopteri, Cichliformes, Cichlidae. The record is from RefSeq and is a predicted model, not a curated record. The transcript is spliced from 8 exons.